This is a messenger RNA of Penicillium canariense, 792 nucleotides long. RefSeq lists its product as uncharacterized. The transcript has 2 exons. NCBI's taxonomy places the organism in Eukaryota, Fungi, Ascomycota, Eurotiomycetes, Eurotiales, Aspergillaceae. The record is from RefSeq and is a predicted model, not a curated record. Bases 1 to 792 code for a protein of 263 amino acids.
AUGGUUGCCAAAAUAAUAGACAUUUCCUGGCGUGCAAAGUUCAUCCUGCCCAAAGAUAUCACGUACCCGAUACAAUUUCUUGUCCCUGCCGGUGCAUCGCUCACUUUUCAAAAUAAUGGCGACCAUGACACAUACUGGGCGGCUGUGGAGGCAUGGCACAAACGUCUCCUCGUUUGGGAUGGUCUUCCUGGAAUCAGCACUUUCUUCGGCAUCACCAGUGAUCUUUUCACACUUUACUCCGCUGCUUUACCCGAUCAACCAGAGUCUACAAUCGCAGCGCAAUUUGAUCCAUUUAUCCAGGAGCUGGAGGAACUGGGACUAACCUAUACCUACGAGACAAACGAGCAGCCAUCUUACUAUGAUCACUUUGCCUACUACACGCCAGAUCUCCCUUAUGGAGACUAUGCGACAAACUCAACGAUCGGUGGAAGACUGAUUGCCCGAGACACUGUGCGUGAUAAUCUUUCUGAUUUAACUGCUGCCUACCGCAAUAUCACCGCACUACCAGGAUACCGUAUCAACGGCAUUGCUGCCAACGUCACACAUUCUCGAGUCGGCAACACCCCCGCAUCAAAUGCUGUCGUUCCCGCUUGGCGUGAUGCUUUAUACUCUGCCAAUAUGGACGUCUAUGUGGCCCCAACUUUUUCACUUGGCAUUUUACUCGAACACCAGGCACAGAUGAACCACAAUCAGGAUCUUUUAAGAUCUAUCACACCGAAUGGGGGUACGUACCUCAAUGAAGCGACCUUCGACAACCCAACCUGGAAGGAAGACUAUUUUGGAAGUAAUUAA